This is a messenger RNA of Chlorella variabilis, 1284 nucleotides long. RefSeq lists its product as hypothetical. The record is from RefSeq and is a predicted model, not a curated record. Lineage: Eukaryota; Viridiplantae; Chlorophyta; Trebouxiophyceae; Chlorellales; Chlorellaceae. Gene Ontology annotation, biological process: [2Fe-2S] cluster assembly. The transcript has 12 exons. The coding region runs from base 1 to 1167 and encodes 388 amino acids. Gene Ontology annotation, molecular function: pyridoxal phosphate binding; cysteine desulfurase activity. Gene Ontology annotation, cellular component: cytosol; mitochondrion.
AUGUACCUGGACAUGCAGGCCACCACCCCGCUGGAUCCCCGGGUCGUUGAUGUCAUGCUGCCAUUCAUGACGGAGCAGUAUGGGAAUCCGCAUUCACGCACUCACUUGUAUGGCUGGGAGGCCGAGGAUGCGGUGGAAGUCGCUCGUGCCCAGGUGGCAGGCGUGAUUGGCGCGGAUCCCAAGGAGAUCAUCUUCACAAGCGGCGCCACCGAAUCCAACAACCUGGCCAUCAAGGGCGUGGCGCAGUUCUACAAGGACAAAAAAAACCACAUCAUCACCACUCAGACGGACCACAAGUGUGUGCUGGACUCCUGCCGGUACCUGCAGCAGCGCGGCUUCGAUGUUACCUACCUACCUGUGGAGAAGAAUGGGCUGAUCAACCUGGGGCAGCUGGCUGAUGCCAUCCGCCCAGAGACGAGCCUGGUCUCUGUGAUGGCGGUUAACAACGAGAUUGGCGUUGUGCAACCGCUGAUGGAGAUUGGGAAGCUGUGCCGCCAAAACAAGGUCUUCUUCCACACAGAUGCAGCACAGGCGGUGGGCAAGAUCCCCAUCGACGUCAACGCCAUGAACAUCGACCUGCUCUCCAUCAGCGGGCAUAAGCUGUACGGGCCUAAGGGGAUUGGCGCCAUCUACAUCCGCCGCCGCCCGCGGGUGCGCCUGGAAGCGCAGAUGAGCGGCGGCGGCCAGGAGCGCGGCCUUCGCAGCGGCACCGUGCCACACUUCCUGGCAGUAGGCCUGGGUGCAGCAUGCGACAUUGCAGCCCAGGAAAUGCAGCGAGACCAGGGGCACAUCAAGCGGCUGAGCGAGCGGCUCUACAAUGGCAUCCUCUCCCAGCUGCAGGGCGUUGUGCUGAACGGCGACCCGCUCUCGCGCUACUGCGGCAACAUCAACCUGUCCUUUGCCUACGAUGUUGCGGUCUCGAGUGGCAGUGCAUGCACCAGUGCCAGCUUGGAGCCUUCCUACGUGCUGCGGGCGCUAGGUGUUGAGGAGGACAUGGCACAUACCUCCAUCCGUUUUGGCAUUGGCCGUUUCACCACAGAGGCAGAGGUUGACCGCGCAGUCGAGCUGACGGUGCAACACGUUAACAAGCUGCGGGAGAUGUCGCCCUUGUGGGAGAUGGUCCAGGAAGGCAUAGACCUGAAGACUAUCCAGUGGAGCCAACACUAGCUCAAAUGCCCGACUUAUGCAUGCAUUUUCCCCUGCUUUUCCUCCCUCUCCCGCUUCGCCCCCUUUGUAUACUUUGAUUCCUGUGCAUGCUCCAGGCCUUUAACACACAGAGAGGUC